Messenger RNA from Mastomys coucha (southern multimammate mouse), 1432 nucleotides. It is a transcript of the gene Cib2, whose product is annotated as calcium and integrin binding family member 2. NCBI's taxonomy places the organism in Eukaryota, Metazoa, Chordata, Mammalia, Rodentia, Muridae. Gene Ontology annotation, molecular function: calcium ion binding. The record is from RefSeq and is a predicted model, not a curated record. The transcript is spliced from 6 exons. The coding region runs from base 141 to 770 and encodes 209 amino acids.
CGCCUUUGCCUCCCAGCCCCGGCACCCCUCCUACUGAACUGCGGGACCUAGCGGAGCCGGCCAGGCUUGGCUGGCGACGCUGCCCGCUCCCGGGCUGGCAAGGGCCGCGGGCGCCGGGCUCGGGGCUCCAGAAGCCGCCGAUGGGAAGCAGCACUCCAAAGGGCGAGAGACGACGUCCUGCGGCCACCCAUAUCACCGCGGUCACCAUGGGGAACAAGCAGACCAUCUUCACUGAAGAGCAGCUGGACAACUACCAGGACUGCACUUUCUUCAAUAAGAAGGACAUCCUCAAGCUUCAUGCGCGGUUCUAUGAGCUGGCUCCCAACCUCGUCCCAAUGGAUUACAGGAAGAGUCCCAUCGUCCAUGUGCCCAUGAGCCUCAUCAUUCAGAUGCCGGAGCUCCGGGAGAAUCCCUUUAAGGAGAGGAUUGUGGAGGCGUUCUCUGAGGACGGCGAGGGGAACCUCACCUUCAAUGACUUUGUGGACAUGUUCUCUGUGCUCUGUGAGUCGGCGCCUCGGGAGCUCAAGGCGAACUAUGCCUUUAAGAUCUAUGACUUCAACACUGACAAUUUCAUCUGUAAAGAAGACUUAGAGCUGACGCUGGCCCGGCUCACCAAGUCAGAGCUGGAUGAGGAUGAGGUGGUGCUUGUGUGUGACAAAGUCAUUGAAGAAGCUGACCUGGAUGGCGAUGGCAAGCUGGGCUUUGCUGACUUUGAGGACAUGAUCGCCAAGGCCCCUGAUUUUCUCAGCACCUUCCACAUCCGAAUCUGAGGAUACUGCCAAGGCUGUGGGGACCUAGAGCUCCAUCCUCUGGCCUGCUGUCUGUGCAGGUAUGGUUUCCAAGUGCUCCAGGAAAAGAGCUAUGGCCUCUGGGGUUCUCACCCAUGGACAUUUCCUGUGGCCCUUUCAGCAAAAAAAUAAAAUAAAAUAAAAUAAAAUAAAAUAAAAAAUAAAAAAUAAACAAAAUACCUAACUUCAACAGGGUUGUGAAGAGCAGGACCCUUCCCUGGGGUCCCAGUGGUCUCCCCUCAAGACCUGCAGUUCCCCUGUGGGCCCUCUCACCCACCCCCUUGCCCAGUCCUUUUCUCACUUAGAAGAGGAAGGUGGAAAAUCCCAGCGGGAGGGGUGAGGCUGGGCAGACACCCCAGUCACCCAGGGAUAAGUGCAACAAACAAACAAACAAACAAAGAAAACAAAAAACAGCCUAGAGUUUUAACAAGCUAUGCAAUCUUUUACCAAAGCCAAGACUGGGUUGUACCCAUCUCCAUCCCCAUACUUUCCCAAUGUGAAGCUGUAUACGCAGUUAGGUCCAAAGGGCUCUGCCCCUGUGUCUUGAACACUCCACCUCCACCUCCCCGAUGACCUGGUAUCACUGAUGUGUGCUGACCUCAGAUUUGUGAACUCCUAGAAAUAAAACACUUUUGUGUCCUGCA